AUGGAUUUUCAAGAACCAGGACCAUCUGGAAUGAAAAUGUUUUCUCGCAGGCAGUUAUUUGACCUUAUGAGACAACAAAAUUUGCCCAGCAUUACCAAAGGUUUGGAGUUUUUGGAGAAUUAUCUUAUAGGGUACGAUAACUAUUCAGAUGACCAAAUAAAAGAAGAAAAUUUUGAAAUACCAAGAGCAAUACAUAAAACCGGAAGACCGCACAAAACUUUUGAUGGACUAAGUGAAAGAAGUAAAAGAAGAAAAACAGAAGAAAUGCGUGCUAGUGUUGAUUCCCAAAUGUUGACGUUCGCGACACAGGUAAAAUUGCGAUGUGAAGGAAAACGAGACGUUUCAAAAAUUGUGAAAGAAGUAACUGGCUCCCAAACGGAAGCUGAAAAAUAUAAGAAAGCAUACUCUUGUUAUGAAAAGGAGAAGUCACGGAUAACAGUUCUACAAGCGCUCUCAAUGUUUGUGGAAGCAAAUUUAUCCCAAAAACAGUACGAAAUAAUUAGAAGCACUGCUAAAGGUGUCUUUCCUUGCUACAGCUUGUUACAAAAAGCAAAAAAAGACUGCUAUCCUGCCAAAGAGUCCUUUAUUGUAACUGAAACCCUUGCGGAAACUAACUUACAAAGCCUUCUUAACCAUACCGUUGAAAGGCUAUUGAUUUAUUUAGAAGAGGUUCUCCAAAGUUUAGGUCAAGAGGAACGUAAAUCUUUACUGUUGAUUUGCAAAUGGGGGUGUGAUGGAUCACAACAAGCACAAUUCAAGCAAAAGUUUGAGAGCGAAACUGGUUCCGACACAAAUAUUUUUCAAAGUUCUUUUGUACCAUUACAGUUAAUUUGUGAAGUUAAUAAAAAAAUAAUCUGGCAAAAUCCAACCCCAUCUUCGCCACGCUACUGCCGACCUAUAAGGAUUAGAUUUGUUAAAGAAUCUGUCAAUACUACAAAGGAAGAGAUCUCGUAUGUAGAAGAGGCAACAAAUUUACUGGAGCCUACAAGAGUGACACUUUUUCACGCUGAUUUUUCUGUUAGGCAUAAAAUGAUGCUGACCAUGAUCGAUGGAAAAAUCUGCAACGCUGCUACUGAUACCACAUCUACAAUGAAGUGUUACAUAUGCGGUUUAACAUCUAAAGACUUUAACAACCUGCAAAUAAAUCGAGAAGUCAAUACAGAGGUUCUAAAGUUUGGAUUAUCAAUUUUGCAUGCCAGAAUCCGCAUUUUUGAAAGCUUGCUGCAUGUCUCAUACAAAUUAACCAUUAAAAAAUGGCGCUUGCAAUCAGAGGCUGAAAAAGAAACUAUAAAACAAAGAAAGAUCCAGAUUCAGCAUAACUUUAGAAAUCAAAUGGGCUUGAUUGUAGAUAUUCCUAAGCCUGGAUUUGGUUCUACAAAUGACGGAAACACCAGUCGUCGUUUCUUUGCAGAUCCAGAGGCAGCAGCUGAAAUAACGGGAAUUGAUUUUAAUCUAAUAUAUCGUUUUAAGGUGAUACUAGAAACAAUUUCUAGUGGUCAUAGAAUUAAUGAAGAAAAAUUUCAUGAGUAUUGUAUGGAUACUGCCAAGAUAUAUGUUGAUUUAUACCCCUGGCAUCCAAUGACACCCACUAUGCAUAAAAUAUUAAUGCAUAGUGCCACUGUGAUCAAAAAUGCCUUGCUUCCAAUAGGACAGCUUUCCGAAGAAGCAGCAGAAGCUAGGAAUAAACAUUUUCGGCAAUACCGCCAGAAUUUUGCAAGAAAGUUUUCCAGAGUAUCAUGUAAUUUAGAUGUUAUUAAUAGGCUCUUAUUGAGUUCCGAUCCACUUCUAUCAAAGGAACCAAAACUAGCAACCGCUCAAGGACCCGAACCAGCUACUUCAGAACCAUUAACUUCAUCUGGAGCGCCUUUUGUAGCUCCCCGUGCUGCCGCUGAGCCAGCAAAAGAAGAAAAACCAGUAGAAAAAUCACCAGAAGGAAUAUCUGCUGAACCAAUGAAAGUUAUAGUUGGACUUCUUCUAAUUGCCACCGCGUCAUUGGUCUUUCCAUUGGGUGACAGUGAAGUACCGAAACCUCAAGAGCCUCUGAUGAAAGUUAUAAUUGGACUUCUUCUAAUUGCCACCGCGUCAUUGGUUUUUCCAUUGGGUGACAGUGAAGUACCGAAACCUCAAGAGCCUCUGAAAGCCAAAUCCGAUGGAAAAGCACAAGAACAAGCAUUGCCUGCUUCAGAGGAACCAAAACUAGCAACCGCUCAAGGACCCGAACCAGCUACUUCAGAACCAUUAACUUCAUCUGGAGCGCCUUUUGUAGCUCCCCGUGCUGCCGCUGAGCCAGCAAAAGAAGAAAAACCAGUAGAAAAAUCACCAGAAGGAAUAUCUGCUGAACCAGUAGCUCUGCCUCAACCUGCUGCAGUACCUGAAGCAGCUUAA
Ceutorhynchus assimilis (cabbage seed weevil) is the source of this 2385-nucleotide messenger RNA. Lineage: Eukaryota; Metazoa; Arthropoda; Insecta; Coleoptera; Curculionidae. The record is from the annotation of a GenBank genome assembly.